Caenorhabditis remanei is the source of this 1839-nucleotide messenger RNA. RefSeq lists its product as uncharacterized. The record is from RefSeq and is a predicted model, not a curated record. Lineage: Eukaryota; Metazoa; Nematoda; Chromadorea; Rhabditida; Rhabditidae. Bases 1 to 1839 code for a protein of 612 amino acids. The transcript has 6 exons.
AUGAAUCCGAAACAGCGAGUCAACAAAAGGACGGUUUUCGAAGAUUCCGAUUCCGAGGAAGAAGUCGAGAAACCCCUCAAAAAGAAAUCAAAACGAAGUGAAGAACACGAAGUUCGAGAACAAAAUUCCGUGAAUGGUGGAGAUGGAGAUUCUAAAUCUGGAAAUUCCGCAUAUGAAAUUAUUUCGUUUGAUAGCAAAGAUUUCACUGUGAUUUCGGAAAGAAUCUUGAGAAAAUCUGUAAUCUGGAAAUUGUUGACUAUUCGCGGACCUUACUAUCAUUUUUUCGGAAAAUUUGGAAAAAUUAUGAGUAGAAACCGGGCAAUUCGCAAAUUUAUCCGACGAAUUCUUUUGAAGAUUCACGAGAGAAAAAUCGAAUUCAGAGAUAACAUGCUUCCCUCAAUGAUAUGUUCUUAUGGGACAGAGAAGCCCACCGUUGACGACGUGAUGCAUAUCGUGGAGAAAAUGUGCAAGAAAGUGUUUUGCUUUACAAUUGCUAAAGUAACUAUAGAUUUAAGUAAAGGAAAUAUUUUAUCCCCGCUUCGAAAAGUUUUCUGCGAAAGAGAAGUUCGGCUUAUCUGUAAUAGCAGGCUCGACAUUUCCGACAAUUUGAGAAGGCUCUGCAAAUCUAUGCGUUUGUAUAUUUCCGACAAACAAACGGAGGAACUGAGAAAUGCGCUGGUGUACUAUUGCUUUUUCUGUUCUGCCGAUCUUUUAAAACAGGCCAUAGAAUCACAACUAUCCGGAAAUUUCGCUGAAUGUGUUAUGAAACUUCAUGAUAAACGAAUCGAACGGUUCCUUGUGGAAACAUUGAGCAAUGUCCUCAACACUGAAAAAAUGAAAAUUUUUGAAGGAGCAUGGAUUCAAUAUGUAUUGGAUUCAAUCAAAAAACUAGGAAAAGGGCCGUUUGGCGAGUCACCAAAUUGCUCUGAAAUCUAUACUGAAGUUUGCCAAAAAAUGAAUUCAUCGAGUCUUGCGCUUAUUUCAUCGUAUUUCUAUCAAGCAACACCCGGCGGCCAAUCAUUACUUUGCCACACACUUCUACAGCUGCUUCGUUUUGUAGUUCACCUCUCAUUGAACACUUUACGACAUGUGUUUCAUUUUGAUUCUAAAAGACACAGAGUAACUUAUAAUGGUGAACUAGACGAAGAAGUCACUGAUUUUCGAGGUUACGAUCAUUCUCAGUCUCGAGCCAUUAUAAGCAAACCACAAUCGGUUCCCUCGACAUUUUCUAUCAAUUCAACUCCAACUAUCCCUAAAAAAACAUUUAAUUUCACCCCAAACAGUGUUCCGGCUGCUUCGUUAUCUCGUUUGCCCGCAGGUUGUGAUGUUAGACAGCCACCUCCGUACACAACUCCACCUGUCGGUCAAUAUAGCUACAAUCCGAUCAGUUUUCAAAAUACACAUUCAAUAGGCACAACUCCACAAUUCCUUUUUACACCUGUCAAUUCACAGCCACAAGUGAAUUUCCUCCCAGCGCAAGAGAUUCCAAUUCAAUCGAAUACCAUUUUUCGUCGGAAAACGUUGCUUCCAACGCCUUGCAGCCUUGUGAAAAUUCCGGUUCCAGUGGUUUCUCAAAGCCCCGUGGAGGCUCCGCAAAGUCCCGUGGAAAAUAAGUCAUUUAUCAGAAAGUUUCCAAGUGAUUCGACAAACGGAUCGUAUCAAACUUCUUCUGACGACACUCGACCCUCUACGGUGGCUAAUGACACUCCAUGGAGUAUCGACGAUGAGACUGACAUUCCAAAAAAAUGGGUGGAUGCAUACAAAAUCAUGUUGGAAUGGAAUCAAGAUCUGAAGUCGGAAUUAGAAAAAGCACAAGCUAAAUUGGCACUUCUUUCUUAA